CACCUCUCACCGACGGAGGACGACAACAUGGCGGCCUCCUUGCGUCUGGGUCGUCAAGGGAUUUCUUUUGGCCUUAGAUUAUCUCAUUUUAAGAAAUGUUUAUGGGCCACGCACCCAUGUCAGGAGCAUGUCAGACACUUCUUUCGGUCACCAUGGAUGCUCGGUGUCAGUCCAGUCAAAGUGCAAAUGCCUGCACUCUCCCCCACCAUGGAGGAAGGAAACAUAGUCAAAUGGCUGAAAAAGGAAGGUGAGGCAGUGGCAGCCGGUGAUGCCCUGUGUGAGAUUGAGACGGACAAGGCUGUUGUUACCCUGGAAUCCAAUGACGAUGGUAUCAUGGCAAAGAUAUUGAUGGAGGAGGGAAGUCGCAACGUGCCCCUGGGCACUCUCAUUGCCCUCAUGGUGGACGAAGGGCAAGACUGGAAGCAGGUUGAGAUCCCCCCUCCAGAUGCUGCCGCUCCAUCUGCAGCUCCACCUGCUACAGAUGUAGCCGCUGCCCCAGUUGUGCCCCCUGCUGCUCCCUCUCCAGCUACUCCACCAAAACGAGCCACUUCAGGACCCUUACGUCUAAGUCCGGCAGCAAGACAUAUCCUCGACACUCAUGGUUUAGACCCAAAAUUGGCCACAGCCACUGGACCAAGAGGACUUAUCACCAAGGAAGAUGCAUUGAAUCUCUUGAAAACGUCUCCUGCCCCGAAAGCAACCCCAGCCAUGGCUGCCCCGAGUCCUGUCCCCGCCCCGGCAGCUGUCCCCCCGCCCCCAGGCAGCAGACCCAACAUCCCUCCUCUCUCUGUACCAGGGAAACCAGGAGCACCGGGCACGUUCACAGAGAUCCCAGCCUCAAAUAUCCGCCGCGUGAUUGCUCAAAGACUAACGCAAUCGAAGACCACCAUCCCCCAUGCCUAUGCCUCUGUUGACUGUGACAUGGCGGCCGUCAUGCAUCUUCGCAAAAACUUGGCCAAAGAACAAAUCAAAGUGUCUGUUAAUGAUUUCAUCAUCAAAGCAGCUGCUGUUACACUUAAAGAGAUGCCGGAAGUGAAUGUGACCUGGUCUGGCGAUGGACCCUGCGCUCUUGAUUCAGUCCACAUUUCAAUCGCAGUGGCGACUGACAAAGGCCUCAUUACCCCCAUCAUCAGGGAUGCUGCAAACAAAGGAGUCCAGGAGAUCUCAGCUAAUGUUAAGGCUCUGGCCCAGAAGGCUCGCGAUGGAAAACUUCUACCUGAGGAGUACCAGGGAGGCUCAUUCAGUAUAUCUAACCUGGGGAUGUUCGGUAUCAGUGGCUUCAGCGCAGUGAUCAACCCUCCUCAGGCAUGUAUCCUUGCCGUCGGGACCUCCAGGUCAGAGCUGCGACUGUGCGAGGAUGACCAGACCCUGCGCACCGAGCAGCUGAUGACCGUAACACUGUCCAGUGACGGACGACUAGUGGAUGACGAAUUAGCCUCGCGGUUUCUCGAUAAAUUCCGCAGCAACCUAGAAAAACCGCAACGCAUGGCACUAGCCUGAAAUACAAAGUGAGGUAGCUGUAUGAAAUUGAUUUUUGAGGACAAAGUAAGAAACAUCUGCAUAACGAAGCCUGUGCUCUUAAAAAGUUCAUUUGAGUUCAUGCUUGGAUCAGGGCUUACAAAGUAGGCUUGUACAUGGUAUAAACUUGUAUCUGUGGAUUGCUACUGAUAUAAAAUCGCCAGGCUUUGUGAUGCAGGAGUUAAACUGGGCUUCUGCUAGAGUGGUAGAGGACUCUUGCAGUGGUGCCAAAUAUUAAGACAGAAGUGGCAUACUGUAAUAGGGGUGGUUGUUAUAUCACACCAGUGUUGUGUGUAUAUAUAUGAAGUGGUUAUUUCACUUUAAGUUCUAUUUUUCAGUCCCAUUGCAUCUACUCUGUGUUACUAUUAAUACACAUGCAAAUUGUUCUGUAGAAAAACUAUAUUUAUUACUGAACAUCAGUGGCAACGCAGUUUCCGUUGAGAGUAAACCCAUAUGAACCAUUUCCUGUGUUCGAACAGAGUUCAAGAACCUAAUUAAUUGUUCAAAGUCAAUACAUUUAACUUAUUUAAAAACAGAUCUUGUGACAUCCCUGAAAACUAAUCUUCCAAGUCCAUGUGUAUCCAAAAUAAAUACAAUCAUUUAGGUUAUGAUUUCCUUGGAUGCCAAUAAAACACAUUGUUCAACCUUGAAA
This is a messenger RNA of Cottoperca gobio, 2170 nucleotides long. It is a transcript of the gene pdhx, whose product is annotated as pyruvate dehydrogenase complex component X. The record is from RefSeq and is a predicted model, not a curated record. Lineage: Eukaryota; Metazoa; Chordata; Actinopteri; Perciformes; Bovichtidae. Gene Ontology annotation, cellular component: pyruvate dehydrogenase complex; mitochondrion. The transcript has 11 exons. Gene Ontology annotation, molecular function: acyltransferase activity. Gene Ontology annotation, biological process: pyruvate decarboxylation to acetyl-CoA. Bases 28 to 1500 code for a protein of 490 amino acids.